This is a messenger RNA of Dichomitus squalens LYAD-421 SS1, 7161 nucleotides long. RefSeq lists its product as uncharacterized. Gene Ontology annotation, cellular component: cytoplasm; ubiquitin ligase complex. The coding region runs from base 20 to 5491 and encodes 1823 amino acids. The transcript is spliced from 18 exons. NCBI's taxonomy places the organism in Eukaryota, Fungi, Basidiomycota, Agaricomycetes, Polyporales, Polyporaceae. Gene Ontology annotation, molecular function: zinc ion binding; ubiquitin protein ligase activity. The record is from RefSeq and is a predicted model, not a curated record. Gene Ontology annotation, biological process: protein ubiquitination; ubiquitin-dependent protein catabolic process via the N-end rule pathway.
CAGGCCGUCGUGUGCCACGAUGAGCAGCCUCACCUCCUUCUUCCCUUCAAGGCUUUUGGGCUCCAUGCAUUCCAAUCCGCGCGACCGGCAGACAGAUCCUCUCUCUCGGCUUCGCUUCACCCUCGAGACCAUGCCUGGCUCGAGGAAGUACAACUUCACUGCAGCCACACGAGCAGAAAUCCUCGCCGAACUCUACGAUGCUUUCUGGGGAUCCUAUGCUCAUCUUUUCCUUCCCAACUCAAACUCCUCUCUCCCCCUCCAUGCCACCCUCAGUGAAGUCCAGGCCAGUGUUGGUCAACCCAAGGAGACUCAGGUUGUCCCGGGCAGGCAGUGUGGUCACAUCUUCAAGAAAGGAGAGAGUUGCUUUCGUUGCAAGGACUGUGCACUUGACGAUAGCUGCGUUCUCUGCUCGCGAUGCUUCAACGCUACCGACCACACAGACCACAACGUGAGCUUCUUCAUCGCUCAACAGCCUGGUGGUUGCUGUGACUGUGGAGAUGUUGAAGCAUGGCGCCAACCCAUCGAUUGUCCCUAUCAUCCUCCCGCUCCCGAGACCGUCGAAUACAUCGCUUCAUUCGAGUCUCGGACUCUACUCAACACACCUCGCGCUCAUCCGAAGACCCUAACCGGUCAAGACAUCCCUCCAGUCAAGAACUAUCCACACAGAGCGUUUGUUCCCCCAGAGCUAAAGGAAAGCAUCUGUCGCACGAUGGGCUACGCCGUCGACUUUGUUCUUGAUACCCUGGACUCCUCCCCUGACGAGACAAUUGUCCCUGUCAGCGAGACUGACCUUCGCCUACAACCCACUGGCGACCCUCUCAUGCACGAUCUAUUCGCCGUUGUCAUAUGGAACGACGACAAGCAUUCUUUCGACGAAGUCAUUGAACUCCUCCACGAUAUUACCAACCGUUCUCGUGAGGAAGCUGCCCAAGUCGCUGACCGCAUAGACGAACAUGGCCGUGACAUCAUCGAAAUGUCCACCAACAGUGCUCGUCUGCUGGAGAUUGCUCAGGCCGUUGCUCAGAUUGAUAUAGGUGUCACCGUACGACGAGCCUUCGACACGUUCCGCGAGCAGGUGUCGGCUGUCAUCAUAGAGUGGCUCUUAGAUCUCACUCGUAGUCGACUCAGCUCUGAUACACUUAUUCUCCGGGAACUCCUCGCGAUGGAACUGCUCUCCCCACGACGGAACUCUUCGCUACUUUCCGCCCAGGAUCCCAACCGCGUGCUUCCGGAUAUCCAUGAGCCUACCAGGCUUGACUGGCUCUUCCUCUACCACGCUCGCCUAUGGAAGAAGCCUCGCUUGAAUCUCAAAGAGAUCUACGCGUCUCUGUUGACCGUGAGCCACGAACACAAACUAGCAACCGCGUCUCAUUUCGCCAGUGUCUACCAUCGAAUCAUCGAUGCGUACCUCCUUAGCGAUCGCGAAGCCGAGACCUCCAUCAAGUACUUCGCGCUCCAACUGUUUACUGUCGCUUCUGUCGCCCUGUACAUUGUGCGGCACCACAACAUCGUCUCGCGUCUUCUCGCUAUCAUCUCUGCGUUCUUCACCAACCAAAUUCAAGACAAGCGUAUCAUAUUCCCACCCAAUCCCGAGGCGGAAAUUGACGUCGACACCUUUCCGUUCAAAUCCAAACGCUUCAUGCCCGUCUUCAGUGACUUGCGCUAUCUAUGUCACAACGAACCCGUCCAACAGUUGAUCGCUCACAAUCACGAGUUCAUUAGCCAAUUCGCGAAGACUUGCCAGAUCUUCAUGUGCAUCAAUCCGAACAAACGUGCGGCCUCGAGUCACGUCGAAUACGAAACCGAUGCGUGGAUCAGCGUUUUCAACGUGACGCUUUCCCUCUCCCGAGUCAUCAAGGUGUAUGGAGAGGCAUACUCGAAAGCGACCGUCGGAGAACUCGUCGCCGCCAUCAACACGGUCAUGCACCAUAUCCUGAUGUGUAUCACUGUUGUCGACGAGCGGCGCGAUCUCGCGCGUUUCCCACCCGUCGAGUUCCACGAAGUGGUCUAUGGGGAAACCACGUACAAGAUCAUCGACUUCGAUGUCAUGGACGGCUCCAUCAGCUUCCACCAUUCGUUGCAAUGGCUUCUCGCGGAGCUCUUCAAGCAUGUCGACAUCUUGGAUGAAUCUUCGCUUAAGACAGUGGGCCUACGUAGCCUCAGGGACGUCUGCCUAAACAAGGCGAGCGAGGAGGCCAUGCUCACAAUCAUUGAUUACCCGCUCCGAGUACUCGCCAUGAUUGCCCAAAUCCGGACGGGUCUCUGGGUUCGCAACGGCUUCGCUAUCCGAGGACAACUCCUACACUACCGGGACUUCAUGCUACGGGAACUAUGCUAUGACCAGGAUCUCUUCAUCCUCCAGACUGCUCUCGUUGUGCUCGAUCCCAACGCCGUCAUUGUCAGCAUGCUUGACCGCUUCCAGCUCCUCGGUUAUUUCUCAGGGGCUACCCUCCACCCUUCCUAUGACGCUUCCCACUUGUCCGGCAUGGUCGAGGAGUUCCUCUAUGUCUUGGUGACUGUUCUCACUGAGAGCGCCAGCGCGACGAAGAUGCCACUGCCCAUCGCAGUACGGCGGGAGAUUGUACACGCCCUUGCUGUGGGACCUUGCACAUUCACCGAUCUCGUGAAGCGCGUCGCAGAGCGGAUGGUUGACGACGUCUGCUUCGAGCGCGUGCUGAAGGAGGUAGCAAACUUCAGGCCACCAGAAUCAACGGCGGACUUGGGGACAUACGAGUUGAAGGAUGAAGCAUUCGAUGAGGUUAACCCCUUCUUCUAUCAUUAUACUCGAAACAAGCGUGAAGAGGUCGAAGUCGUGCUUCGCAAUCGGCUACGGAAGAAGCUUGGCGUUCAUGACCCCGUCGUGGUACCCAAACCACUGAAUAUCACCAAGGGCCCAUUCGUCGUCCUACCCUCUAUCUUCGAGUCCGAGGUUCUUGUCCAGAUCUUCUUCUACGGCAUCUAUAACGUUGUGACUCUCACCGACGCCACAGGAGCCGCACCACCAUCCGCCGAAGCUAUCCUUGAUCAAAUUCUGCAUCUUACGAUGGUCGCCUGCGUGGAACGGCCCCAGAUCUUCAGCGGCCUCGCAGUAUACAAGACGUACGAGGAGGGCAAGACGCUGUUGGAGGUGCUCUGUACCUUUGAGUAUCACGAGAAGUAUCCAACAUACAAGGCUCGCGUGCAGUGGCUUGUUGAUCAGAUUGCCAGGCACCAACCGAGUCUGGUUCAAGCGCAUCGUCGAGUCCCUGACGAGUCAAAGGCAGACGCGGAGGAUCCUAAGGAAGCGAAGAAAAGAGCUGCAAAGGCUAGACAAGAGGCGAUUAUGCGGCAAAUGAAGGCUCAGCAGGCCAGUUUCGCCGUGAAUUUCGAGGAUAUCGAUGAUGAGGAAGACGAUGAGCUAAUCGACACCCCCGAGACACCCGUCUCCUACGGGACCUGCAUCGUGUGCCAGGAGGAGCUCAACAACUCGAAGUCCUUCGGCUCGCUUGGUUUCAUCCAGCCUAGCAGGCAGCUCCGUCGUCACCCUGACGGUCUCCAGUCGUACACGAACGAGGCUCUUAACUGUCCGGAGUCACUCGACAGAGCGGCGACGACCACCUCCGAUAUGUCGUUCCCUCCGUCGAGCUCUGAUAUCAAAGCGGUGAAACAUAUCCACGGGACAAACUUCGACGCUUUCCCCUCUUCUUCCACUCGUUUCGGCCUCCAUGCGUCUAUCUGUAGUCAUAUGAUGCACCUCGAUUGCUUCACUGUUUAUAGUGGAUCUAUCCGUCAACGUCACCGGAAUCAGGCGACGCGGAAUCAUCCCGAGAGCAUUCCUCGCAAGGAGUACAUCUGCCCGCUUUGCAAAAGUUUGGGUAACGUUAUCCUCCCCGUCGUCGCGCCCAAGACCCCUGAAGUGAACACCGUCCCUUUCCCGGACUGGAUUCGAGCCGCAAGUAUCAGCAUCUUGAAGUCGAAGCCAGAUCCCGUUCUCGAAUCCUUGCAAUUCCGCACAGGCACGGGCGAAUUCGUGUUUUGGACUGCGCAAGACUCUGCGUACCAGUCCCACCUACGGGUCAUCGAUAGACCUGAUAACACGGAGCUGCACAAGAUGGUCGACACCGUCAUGGUGGUAGCGAAAAACGUCUCGCAGCAGUCCAGGCACCUGCGGGAGCGCGCCGAACCCGAGCCAGGUGAAAGGGGCGCGGGGAUGUACCUUCCUGAGGAGCUCGUCGGGUAUACAGUAUCUGCGUUGGAGGUCGCCCUACGCGGUCAAGGCACUGUCGGCAAAACGGUUGCCGAUAGCGUCACCGACUCCCAGUACCGUAUGGUUCGCGGUCUUCUGACUUGCCUCACCAAGCUAGUCGCGCUGAAUUUCAAAGGUCGGCCGGAUGAAGGGCGAGAGGCUGUCCGCCAGGCGAUCAUCAAGCGGUUGCUGCCGGAGUGGAGUCGAACGUCCUUUACAUCCUUCUCACACCCCCUGCUUCUUCGAGAUCCUUUCACUAUCCUGAUCGAGACGGCCGCCGUCGCACCCGAGAUGCUCAAACACGCACUGGUCCUCACUUACUACGCGUAUCUCGCUCGUGCGGUUGUUGGCCUCGUCUAUGUCCUCAACAAGAGCAGAAGCGGUCAGACUACGGUGGUCGACACGCGGAAGUACGAAGACAUUUUUGGCGACACUCGGAUGUUCUUCAUGUCCGUGGUCCGCCACUCUCCUAUAUUUGAGCAAGCAGCCGAUGGGGUCUUCCUUUCUUUUGGAGAGGCACGCAUAGAACAGCUGCUCUACAGUUUCACGCUUCCCUUCCUACGUCGCGCCUUGAUCCUUUGUCGCGCUGCCCUGCCAAACGCCUUCGUCGCGCCCUCGGAUUUAGAUCCGUCCGCAUGCGAAUACCGCCGACUGCUCAGUAUCAUGGAGAUCCCGUCUCUUGCUGACCUCCCGAAGCACGACACGCUCCAGAAUGCCCUCUCUGGGUGGUGCGCACAUUAUGGUCACUCACAAGCAGCCUCGCAACUGAACUGUGGCGUCAUGCUUGAGUACCCCCUCAUUUAUCGUCUGGCGCGACUUCCACUCGUCCUUGACCAUCUAUACCUUGACCAAGACAAGACGAUGGUCUGUUCACGGUGCAGGACCGUCCCCCUCGACGCUGCGAUAUGCCUCUUCUGCGGCACGACAUGUUGCUUCCAGAGCCACUGUUGCAUGGACCUCGACAACCAGUAUCGUGGGGAAUGCAACAUGCACACACGGGAGUGCUCUGGGCCCAUUGGGCUCUACUUCCUUGUCAAGCGAUGCUCUUUGCUGUACCUAUAUGCCAACAACGGCGCGUUCGGCCAGUCGCCUUACCUCGACGUGCACGGAGAGGUGGACGUGUCGAUGAGACGAGGACGGCGCCAAUACCUGCAUCAUGCGCGUUGGGAAGAUGUGCACAAGAUUUGGCUGAACCACGGCGUUCCGACAUUGAUUGCACGACGGCUCGAAGGCACGGUUGACAACGGUGGUUGGGAGACGCUCUAAUGAUUCAUGGAACCAUGGACUAUACGCAUCACCUCAUUACGGAUUAGAAAGCAAUAACGCGAUGUAUCCUAGUAUCCAAUGUAACCAUAAUCUCGGUGUCGAAGGAAGUGGAUUGUGCCUCAGAUCAAUGCUUGCAGCCUCGCGAUACUCCACUCCGGCCCCAAGACGUAGAGAAUGUCAGCGACGCUCGGACCGGUCUUCAUAGCAGUCAGGGCAUGCCGAAGGAUGGUCAUGUAUUCCUUCUGCUUCAGGGACGACUUUGCGUUCUCGUCAUGGAGCAUUUCUGCGAGCACAGGAACAUCCCAGCUGGCCGACACGCCACGCAGCCGAGAUAGUAAGCUAUGAAUCACUACGUCAUAAUGGUCGUCUGAGAGCGUUUGGCGCAUUUUUUGUGCCUCGGCAGACGAGUACUCGGGCUCGCGGAAGAAGAACGGGGCCAGAGACGGUAGAUCGCUCAGUUUCGUGGUUCGGCCCUGCAGGGCGAAGAUGACGCGUUCUAGGUGAGACGUUGCACUAUGUGGACUGUCUGGAUAUGCCUCUUUGACGUAUGGUUUUGCACGCUCAGCCAGUGAUUGAAGACCACCAGGGCUUGACAUGAGCUGCAUGAGGUGGUGCUUGUUGAUGAACUCCAAUUUGACGGGAUCCAGCACCGAGCGUCGGUGGGUCACGACCGAGAAGUCAAAGUUCCGGAUCAUCUCUUCCAUCGACAUGAUCGUGGUGCUAUCGGGUGCUUGUUUGGACGAUGGCGAUGGCGACGAGCUCGAUGCGUCGUGUUGCACACCCCAACCCGCCAGUGCGAGCCAGUUGAGAACGGCAUUGGGUUCCCAGCCACGUCGUGCAUAUUCCAGAACCUGUACAUCGCCCUUCCUCUUCGACAUCUUGGUUCCAUCCGGAUUCAAGAGAAUCGGGAGAUGAGCGAACUGCGGUGAGGGCAGACCCAAUGCAGCAUACAAGUCAAGAUGUAGUGGCAGAGAGGGGAGCCAUUCCUCGCCACGGACGACGUGGGUGAUGCCCAUCUCAUAGUCAUCGACCACCGAUGCUAAGUGAUAUGUUGGGAACAGAUCCGACUUGAGCAACACGGGGUCGGUCGGUAACGACGCAUGAGCGUCUUUGAGAUUUCUGAAGACUAGGUCAAAACCGGGUGGCCGGACGGGGAGCCUACCAUCGUUUAACCUCACGAUGGACUUUUCUCCGGCACGAACUCUCCUUGCAGCUUCCUCCUCGGUGAGGUGUAGACAGGUCUUGUCAUAAGUGGAGUUUGAGCCAGUACGAGCAAGCUUUUCGCGAGUAGCUGCUAGCUUGUCCGGAGAACAGAAGCAGCGAUAUGCGUGACCGGAAUCGAGUAGCUUGUUUGCAUACGAGUGGUAUAGGUCGAGACGCUCUGACUGAUAGUACGGCGCAUGUGGACCACCCUUACUGGGCCCGUAGUCGUAGUCAAGACCCGCCCAGUCCAACGCGUUGCGGAUACCGUCAACCGCACCGGGAACAGCGCGCGACCUGUCAGUGUCCUCUAUUCUCAAUAUCCACUUGCCACCGGUCUUCCUGGCGUAGAGAUAGUUAUAGAGCGCUGUCCGUAGACCGCCGAGAUGGAGUGCGCCGGUUGGAGACGGCGCGAAGCGUAACAAGGGCGCCAUGAGAGUCGUAUGUCGACAAUGAUGCUGUUCGCAAGC